Bombus pyrosoma is the source of this 3735-nucleotide messenger RNA. RefSeq lists its product as uncharacterized. The coding region runs from base 1952 to 2872 and encodes 306 amino acids. Lineage: Eukaryota; Metazoa; Arthropoda; Insecta; Hymenoptera; Apidae. The record is from RefSeq and is a predicted model, not a curated record. The transcript is spliced from 2 exons.
UCGUUGCAAAUCAAAACAUUAUUCGAUGUUAGCUUUCGAAGCGCGUUAUGAGAUCAGGAUUCAGAAGUCCGGAUGACGCCCUUCUGGCCGUUGAGCCCCAAACGUAGGCGAAGCCGGACGUUGUUUCGGUAACCGCCGAAAAUGCUGGCCACGUAGGCGGUAGCGAGCAAUUCCGAAAUCGACUUUUCGAUUUACAAAACACACAGCGGUGGGCGAGCUGAACCCGAUCGGCGACGAGCACGCCACGCUUGUUCGCCAACACGCGUAUCUGGGGUCCCCACCCCGGCGCCUACUUAUCAUGGGUGAAUCGGUCGCGUGGGCGACCACUUCCGGUCAGACGAUCCUGUUCGAUUCGGACCCCGAUAUUCCGAACAUACAUCGUAUCACGCCGGAUGAUUAUCUUUGCAAUUUCUCUCGCAAAGUUUAGACGAUCUUUUAAAUAAAGCGUGCAAAUUAGUUCGACCUCGUUACUUCCCUGCUGCAUUAAUCACGCCGAUGAUCACGCGAUAGUGUUUAGAGUAGCUAAAUGUAAAGGGUAUUUAAAAAUAAGAAGGAGGCGGCUUUCAACGUCACAGACCAUGUGACAAGUCUGAAAGAUGCAAACAGGACAGAUGAUCGCUUAAGAUUCCAUCGGCGUUUCGCGGAAGUCCGUACUUCCUCGAGGGCUUUUCGGGGCCCCUCCCCAGUUCAUCGGGUAAUCCUAUCACGCGCCGUGUUCUCUUCGCUUUCGUGUACUUUUUACAGCUCGUGUUCACCGGCGGAUAAUCGUUUCUGCGCGACACUCGUCCCGACCGCGGCACAUUGAACGAGGCCUGGAUUUAUGAUCCUUCUUUACGAACCGCUUUUAAAGCAGCCCCGAGGAGUUUUCCUUCCGGUUAAAAAGUCGAGACCGCGCGUGAUGCACUAUUUAUAUGACCAUUAGCUUACGAUCUUCUUCAGUCCUCUAUAAAUACCGGUCGCGAUGCAGUCCUCGUUCCGUCAUCUUCCUCGAGCCGCGUAAAGCCCGAACGUCAGCCGAAAGGCCGACACUCGUCUCGACGUUGUCUCGUCGUUCUGCGAAGGGAAACUCGCGAUAUCGCGAUGAGGGAAUCUAAUGUCACCAUGACGACCAUCGUUGCGAGCGCGAUACGUAAGAUUUCGUCGCGCACCGUGCGUUCGCAUCAAGCGGAAAAUAAACUGGCUUGGCAAUAUGAAUAGACCGUUACUAUGAAAUCGAUUCGCUUCGCGCGCGAUGUCUCGUUUGCUGUCGUUUGCUGCGGACAAGAAAUACGUGUACCAACUACUCGAAAAGCGUAAACAAUUUGGAUCGUGCGCCGCCGUCCUGGCAAAAAUAACCAGCAAGGCGGUCGGGCGAACGAUCGACGCUGCAACGGAUACUCGUCGUCUAAAUCUUGAUAAUUUACGAUCCAUUCGGGCUGACCUCGUACAAAACGGCGGCUCUGGUUUUUACGUAAGCGACCGAGAGGCCCGAGUCGGUCAAGGUUCGAGAGCGCGGCGCUACCGGGGCCCGAAUCGCUGCCGUUGGCCAGACCGAGCGAACGAGCAAACGAGCGCCGCGCAGAAAUGAGUUAGGGGUCGUUCGGCGGCCAGCCGAAAAAUUCGCAGCAGUAAACCACUGCGGUACGCCACGGCUCGUUAUCAAUCGUGCGCGGUAGAGCAUACGAGCUGACUCGGGGCACGCGCCUGGCGGGGUCGUAGGCCGCCCCACCCCUAUUCUUUGCGAUCCCCCCCGUCCGACAGCGGAGAAAGAGGCCCUGAUCAAGAGAGAGAGGGACAGACACGGCACCCCCACUCCGUUGGAACGUGGAACGGGGCCUGCGGGCCCAGUCCUCCCACUCGAUGCUGCCCCCUCCUCCCACCAGACCAAUGCAACCCCACCACCGUAUCGCGGAGCAGUUCUCAACGAUUCCCCUCGACCCGCCUCUGCAUCGUUUUGCACUCGCUGCACGGGAUGCCACGACAGUGGCUCUCUCUUCUUCUCCCUCUUUUCCGUCGUACGAAAUCUUGCCCUUUCGUUCGAUUUCUCUUUGAAGCUUCUUUCUUCGCGUUUCGAGAGCGUAGCCAUCGAAUGCGGAUAUGCGAGAUUUUCACGACGUCGCUCGUUGCCGCAUCGGAUGGCGAGAAAAAGGCAGGCGUUCCAUCCGCGAUCACGAAGCGUCACCGUGGUGCCGGUUUUGUACGCUUUGGCGGUUCGUUCGGGUAUCGAAUCGGAGGAAUACGCGUGAAUCGCGGCGAAGGUUUCGCGUUUCUACGAGCGCGGAGCGAGAGCAGGGCCUCUCCCUCCGCCGUGGGCUCGGUGUCACGGGCCAGCGGUCGUAAUGCGGCCCACACGCGCGCUCCACACUGGCGCGCAAAUCGCAUAAACACGCGCGCCGACGCAUAUACGCACGGUGGGGUAGAGACGCUAAGCGACGAAGCGGUCCUACCUCCUGCAGGGGACCGUGUCACGUGGCCCCCAGGCCGUGUAGCAGCACGCAGCGCACGGGCUGUGCUCUCUCGUGAGCGGCGCACACAACACCAGUCAGAGACGAGCCGAGAGACCGGGCGCAGAUCGCACUCUCUCCCAGGAAGCGCGUGCUUUCUCCCUCCCUCUCUCCGCCUCUCUCUCUCCUUUUUGUCCCUCUCUGUCCGUCCGUUUGCCACCCGUCUUUCUCUCGCUCUCCCUUUUUCCCCAUUUCUAUCGCGUGUCGUGCCGCGACACGUCGCGCUCUACCGCGCGACACCAGCCACCGCAUCGAGCCACCGAUCGAUCGGCGAUCCGUCCAUCGAUCUCGCCGCGCAGCCCACCCCCGCGGCCAUCCUCCUGCAGAAGAUACUCUUCCUCUUUGCUAGGACAGCCAGCCGCGAGUGUUUCACCCGCGUCAAGCUGUAGAAGCUGUGUGUCGCGAGUGCGAGUUUCUUCGCCACGUGCGCGCUCGAUCGCGCGUUCUAGCGACCCUCGGUGUGUGUAUUUAUAGUGCGCGAACACGGUCACCCCGGCGACCGCUCGUGUCAUCGUGCCGCGAUACCCCGUAGGGUUUCACCGACGAGGAGAGGAAGAUUUUUCGUGGGUGACCGAGUAAAACAGAAGAGAGUUUGUUGCACCGGCUGACCGGAUUCCCGCGGGUCACGAGUGUUUCUGGUUCUUUUGUGAAUCCAGCUAUACAGUACGUACGCGUCCACGUCGACCGAGAACAUCGACCGACGUUCAUGUCUCGGAAAGGGACUUCUUCUCGAGAGUGGAGUUGUGGCUUGUGCGUCGAUGGUGUGUGUCAACGUGUCGAUCCAGUCGUCUGUCUUGUCACCGCCGCACCCGCACCUCGAUCAACGAGGCCUCGCCUAACAUGCUCGACCGCCGACGCUCCGGCUGCUCUUCGCGGACGAAACUGAAUGGAACCGCCAACUAUUGGAGCGUCAAGUAUAGCGACGAGAAGCCAUGUGAAUUUCCGUCAGCGACAUCGUUACCGAGACAAAAGGAUUCUAUCUAGUCAGUGUCCGAGGAUAAUCAGAUCAGUUGUGAUAAUAUGUGAAACUUAGUGCUCGCCGAGUGUUGGAAUUAUUGGUACGAAGAUUCCGGUCUGUGACAGUGCUAAGUCGAAGGAAACACAAACCGACGAUCGCGCCUCGAUGACCAGAAGACUCAUCAGUGAAAUUUCGAACGCAUAGUAAUAUAAACACACACGCGCGUGCGCGCGCGCGCGCGUAGCAUAUAUUCGUACGUAUAGGACAGAAAGAAGAAAGAGUUUAUUUAUUAAA